Cyclopterus lumpus (lumpfish) is the source of this 767-nucleotide messenger RNA. RefSeq names its product synaptogyrin-1-like. The transcript has 4 exons. Bases 60 to 767 code for a protein of 235 amino acids. The record is from RefSeq and is a predicted model, not a curated record. Lineage: Eukaryota; Metazoa; Chordata; Actinopteri; Perciformes; Cyclopteridae. Gene Ontology annotation, cellular component: neuromuscular junction; synaptic vesicle membrane.
GAGGACCAGAGGAAGGAAGGAGGACCAGAGAGGAGGCUGUGCAGAAAGGAAGGAGGACCAUGGAGGGGAUGCAGGCGUACGGAGCCGGGAAAGCCGGAGGAGCCUUCGACCCCGUCACCUUCUUCCAGCAGCCUCAGACCGUCCUCCGCAUCGUGUCGUGGCUCUUUUCCAUCGUGAUCUUCGGCUGCAUCGCCAACGAGGGCUACAUCAACCGCCCCAACGAAGUGGAGGAGUACUGCAUCUUCAACCGCAACCAGAACGCCUGCAACUACGGCGUCUUCAUGGGCUCCAUGGCCUUCCUCUGCUGCAUGGCCUUCCUGGCUCUGGACGUCUACUUCCCCCAAAUCAGCAGCGUCAAAGAUCGAAAGAAGGCCGUGCUGGCCGACGUCGGGUUGUCAGCGUUCUGGUCCUUGAUGUGGUUUGUGGGUUUCUGCCUGUUGGCCAACCAGUGGCAGGUGACCCAGCACGAGGACAACCCGCUGAGGGAGGGAGGCGACGCCGCCCGGGCCGCCAUCACCUUCUCCUUCUUCUCCAUCUUCACCUGGGCGGGCCAGUCCUUCCUGGGCUUCCAGAGGUACAAGCUGGGGGCCGACUCGGCCCUCUUCUCCCAGGAAUACACGGACCCCAGCCAGGACGCAGCCGGAGCCCCGUACACCUCCUUCGGGGGGGAGGACGUGGAGAGCCCCGUGGGGGGGGCAGGGGGGGGCCAGGCCCACAGCGAGGGGGCCUUUGACGGUACUGGAGGCUACCAGCGCCAGGACUACUGA